CGUCGGUCGUCAGUGUUACUAGUAAAACUGUUGGUGGAAGCCACCCUUAUUUGAGUUGUGCGAGUGCAUCGGCGUUUCGAUGGCCUUCGUUCGAAGCGAGAAAAAUGCGUAUUGAGUGACAUGAAACUUGUGUCGUGUACGAAAUCGAAUGGUUCCUAUUGUAAAUGUGCGAAACGAUAUCCACAUAUUGAAUAAUCGAUUGAAGAUUGAGGAUUGACGGUGUGUUUUACUUCCAAUUUGGUGAAAAGAGAAAUUUGCAUGUUUUAAAUACGUGGUGUCGAUGUGCGAUUCUAUGAACGCCAGCGAAAUUGCUUGUUAGUGUUGAUCGUAUAGGCUCUCGUUUUUCGUAGUGAAUCAUGUAAUGAAUCAGUAAUCGUAGGUCAUCAUAAAAAGCAUGCAAUAGGGAAAUUGCAGAUCUGAAUCAUAUGUGUUGAGGAUUCAUUAUACUCGAACUAUAACAACGUGCUCGAAAUUCUGCCGAGGUUAUAUGCCGGUACAGCUCACCGUGCAAAUUAGUUCCAAUUGAGACGAAUCGCCGAGCAAACAUUUCCACUUAAACCAAGUGAACCGAGUUAAAAAAAACAUAAAAAAAUGAGUGCUCCGCCAGCUCCGUACGCACCGUAUCAUCCGGCGGACGAUAAAACCGGCGGAUACGCCCCACAAUACCUACCGGCGGAUCCUCAGGGCGGUUACCCACCAGGACCGGGUCAUGCGCCUUAUCCACCGGGGCCACCAAUGGGAGCAUAUGGAGCUUACUACUAUUUUCAGCCUGCGCCCUAUCCUCCGGGACCUCCAGCGCCUGGUAUGAUGAUGCCUCAGCCCCAACAGUACGCCCCCGCGCAGCCAUACGGAGCCUAUCCCCCGCCGGUAAUGGUGCAGCCUGGGAUGCCUGGUCAGCCACCUCCGCAAGUAGCACCAGCCGGCGCUCCACAAGCAGGUGGCUGGAUGACUAUUCCGCAAGGAAUACCGAAUUGUCCUCCAGGCUUGGAAUACCUUACGUCCAUUGACCAGCUGCUGGUGCACCAGAAGGUCGAGCUGCUCGAAGCAUUCACCGGUUUCGAGACGGCCAACAAGUACACCGUCAAAAAUACCCUCGGCCAGAAGGUGUACUGGGCCGUGGAGGAUACCGAUUGUUGCACCAGAAACUGCUGUGGCCCCGCUCGGCCAUUCGACAUGAAAGUGCUGGACUACUACCAAAACGAGGUGCUGCACUUCAAUCGACCGUUGCGUUGUUCGUCCUGUUGUUUCCCCUGUUGUUUGCAAACGUUGGAAGUGUCGGCACCACCCGGCAAUGUGAUUGGAACCGUUGAACAGGACUGGUCAAUCUUUACGCCCCAGUUCAGCAUCAAGGACCAGUCUGGCAAUACAGUGCUUCGAAUCGAAGGGCCUUUUUGUACGUUCAGCAUUUGUGGUGAUGUAGAAUUUAAGGUCGUUGCUACUAACGGUAGUCAGGUCGGUAAGAUAUCAAAACAAUGGUCAGGUUUCGCUCGCGAAGCAUUCACUGAUUCGGACCACUUCGGGAUCAAUUUUCCUAUGGAUCUAGAUGUUAGGGUCAAGGCUACUCUAUUGGGAUGUCUGUUUCUGAUUGAUUACAUGUUCUUUGAAAAGUCUGGCAACAAAGAAUCAGACCGUCCAGGAAUGUUUUAAAGAAUAGGAAAAUCAUUUCCUUUAAACUGUGACCGUAAUGUGCUUAACGUGGUGUACCGACAACUACUUCUUAAUAAAAACGAUGAACGUAUCUACAAACGAUUGCAAGGAAUUCGAUAAUACCUGCACUGCAUAUAUGAUGGUAAACUAAACAACAUUGUUGUCUAAGCGCAUAAUUAAAUCUGUUCAACGUACGUACCUUAUUCUACGAGUGGCAUAAGUUGUGGUCUUAUACACCUACUGCAGUCUCAUGCAAUCAAUGCACAAAGGAGUAAAUAGUCCGACAAUACCACUACAAUGUUGCAUCUGUUGUUGGAACAUCGAAUGCUUUAAAAACAAAUCAUAGCACAACAUUUUAUACUCUCUUGUUAUCUUCCAUUGCCACUAACAUAAGAGCAUCGUUUUGAUAUUGGAUGUCAUCUUCGUAACUAUUAUAAUCUUGAUGAAAAUACACGGUAAUGUAAUGUA
Molecule: messenger RNA, 2115 nt
Organism: Aedes albopictus (Asian tiger mosquito)
Lineage: Eukaryota; Metazoa; Arthropoda; Insecta; Diptera; Culicidae
Gene: scramb1
Product: phospholipid scramblase 1
Exons: 6
Coding region: 592-1647 (351 amino acids)
Biological process (GO): plasma membrane phospholipid scrambling
Cellular component (GO): plasma membrane
Molecular function (GO): phospholipid scramblase activity
Source: RefSeq, a predicted model, not a curated record